AUGUCUUUUAUUCUGCAAGUUCUUUUUCUUUACUCUCUUUCUCUUCUCUUUACUUCACUCACAAGCUUUCUGCUUUCUUCCUCACCUUUUCUUCCCUCUCUUUCUCUCCCACUGCAUCUCCUUUCCUCACCCUUUCUUCUCUCUCUUUCUCGCCCACUCCCUGCUUUCUUCCUCGCCCUUUUUUUCCCAUUCUCUGAUUUCUUCCUCACGCUUUUCCUCUCACCCCCUCUGCUUUCAUUCUCGCCAUUUUUCUCACGCACUCUCAUCAACUUCUCCUUUCACUCUCUUUCUCUGCUUUUCCUCUACCCAUUCUUUUUUCUGUAUGUCUGUCUGUCUGUCUGUCUCUCUCUCUCUCUCUCUCUCUCUCUCUCCCUCUUUGUGCUUUCUUUUUCACCUUUUCUUUUUUCAAUCUGCUUUUUUUCCAGGGCCUUUCUUCUUAUAACUUCUCUGUCUUUCACAUUACAUUCACCGUCACCUUUUCUUCUCACUCCCUGUGCUUACUUCCUCACUUUUUCUCACUUACUCUCUCUAUUUAUUCAGCUUUUCUUCACUUUCUCUCUCACACUCUCUUCCUGCUUUCUUCUUCACCUUUUCUCCUUACUCUGUCUGCUUUCUCCUUUCCUUUUCUACUCAUUCUAUUUACAUUUUUACUCACCAUUCCUUCUCUCUCUCUCUCUCUCUCUCUCUCUCUGCUUUCUUCUUCACCUUUUCUUUUUACUCUGCUUUCUUUUUCGCCUUUUCUUCUUUCCCUCACACCCUCUCUCUUUCUCUCUCUCUCUCCCUCUGCAUUCUUUCAUUAUUCUUCUCACUCACAUUGCUGUCUUCUUCACCUUUUUUUUCUUGCUCUCUGCUAUCUUCUCCAUCUUUUCCUCUCUUUUCCCCUACUUCCGUUCCCACCUUUUCUCUCUUUUUUUUUCUGUAAUCAGGCUCAUUAAAAGGAAACAUGAUGGGAGAAUAUUCUUUGUCGAUCCGACUGUUUUUUAUGCUGCUUCAUUAAAUAUUGUGAUGCCUAAAAACGUUCCUCUGUUUUGGUUUCAUUCUCUCACUCUUUGUCUUUCCUAUCCUUUUCUCUCUCUCUCUCUGUCUCUCUCUCUCUCUCUCUCUCUCUCUCUCUCUCUCAUAUCUGAGGGGUCAUCAGAUGGGCUGGGCACUUAA
This is a messenger RNA of Acanthosepion pharaonis, 1155 nucleotides long. Lineage: Eukaryota; Metazoa; Mollusca; Cephalopoda; Sepiida; Sepiidae. The record is from the annotation of a GenBank genome assembly.